CACGCCAACAUAGGAUCGCGAUGAGUUGCUCGGUGCUGAAAUGUGGAACCAGCCUCGGGAUGCUGGUUGGACUGGGAUUGAUUUCGUUGGUCGUGGCCGUUGCGUACGCCGGGAAGACCAGUUCUAGCUCCAAGUGUCAGGAGAAAUCGUUGACAACGGCCAGUGGUGUUAAGGCUCCGUCAGGACCUUUUUGCCCGGGUGAUUUGAUUUUCGAGGACACAUUCGAUGGUUUCGAUUUGGACACGUGGCAGCACGAGAAUACACUCGCCGGGAAUGGGGAUGCCGAGUUCCAGUGGUUCACCAACAAUCGCUCGAACUCGUUCGUGAAGGAAGGCAAUCUUUUCAUCAAACCUACGCUCACCGUGGAUGAGUUUGGGGAACCGUUCCUCCGUUCCGGUGUACUGAACGUGCAUGGUGGUGCACCGGCGGAACAAUGCACCAAACAGUCACCGGAUGGUUGCGAGCGUCAUGGGACGCAUGGGCAGAUACUGAAUCCGGUCAAGAGUGCCAGCAUCAGGACGGUGGAUUCGUUCGCGUUUCGGUAUGGGAAGGUUGAGGUCAGCGCUAAGCUACCGGCCGGUGACUGGCUGUGGCCCGCGGUCUGGUUUCUACCGAAGGUGAGCGCCUACGGACGGUGGCCGGCUUCCGGGGAGAUCGAUCUGCUCGAGUCGAAGGGCAACCGGGAUCUGAUCAAGAACGGCAUCAACGUCGGGAUCGAACAGGUAACGUCUGCCCUCAAGUUUGGACCGAAUGCGGCGUACCGUAGCACACCGGAGCUCCAGCAGCAGCCCGGUACGAGCUUCACGCGAAACUCGGAAUCGGGUAAGGGCUACCAGACCGGGUUCCAUCGGUACCAGAUGGAGUGGACACCGGAUCACAUUACGUUCAGCAUCAAUGACAUCGAGACGGGCACGGUGAAGGUGGGCACCGGGUUCUGGCAGAAGGGUAACUUCAACAUAAGCGCCCCGGGCCUGGAUAAUCCGUGGCGGUACGGUAGCAUUAUGGCACCGUUCGACCAGGAGUUCUACUGCAAGAUAUCGCUAGCGGUGGGCGGGGCCGAUUACUUCUCUGACGAUGAUAUCAAUCCGACGCGGAAACCGUGGCAAAACGGAUCACCGCACGCGAUGACGGACUUUUGGAACGGGAAGAAUGAUUGGCUGCCGACGUGGAAUGUGGACGAGCCGGAAUCGAAGGAUGGUGCAAUGCAGGUGGAUUAUGUGCGCGUUUGGGCUCUUUGAAAUCGGGGGGAAAUGGUGGUAUUCGGUUUUUGCGAGAAACCAAAUACGGCAGAUUAGUAAUGUUUUAGAUACAGUGCAGCGUCAUUAGGGCGAAGUAGGUGGAAGUAGUAUUUGAUUAGAUUCUUUCGAAUGAUGCUCCGGAUAACCAGUGAUAGUGCAAAGUGUCGUAAGCUGGCUCUAAGUUUUUUUUUUGUUAAAUUAUGUUUAUUGA
Messenger RNA from Anopheles aquasalis, 1449 nucleotides. Its product is annotated as beta-1,3-glucan-binding protein-like. The record is from RefSeq and is a predicted model, not a curated record. NCBI's taxonomy places the organism in Eukaryota, Metazoa, Arthropoda, Insecta, Diptera, Culicidae. Gene Ontology annotation, biological process: carbohydrate metabolic process. Gene Ontology annotation, molecular function: hydrolase activity, hydrolyzing O-glycosyl compounds.